AUGGCUUGUGACAAAAUGACUCAUUUCCUCUUUGUAAAUUUGCUGCUUGCAGCUGUGCUAUGGACUACAGGUAAGAAGCCGGGCAGGAGCCAGAAGGGGCGAGAAAAUAAACUAGAGAAUUCGGGGAAUGAAAAGGCAUAAUGAGGUGUCUAUUAUUCCGUAAUUGCAUCUCGAAAAGUUGCCCUAUUCCAUCUGUUAUUCUGCCCACAAAAAGGGCAUUAUUUCAUUAUUCCAACUCGACAAUUUCCUUUAUUCCAUAAUUCAAACGCGAACAUUUCCAUUAUUCCUAUUGCAUGAAAAUAAAUUUUCGAGUUCAAGAAUGACGUAGUAAACAAAGAUCAAAACAUGCUUUCUCAUAAAUGAAAUACUUACGUUAAAAGAUAUAGGUUACAGAUUCGAAAAUAGAACAACGUAUUGGAGCGUUUUCAAGAUGAAAGUUAAGAAACUUUUUGAUCUUGCAAGAUUUGUGCGUGAUAUGCAAUGAUUUUGCCUUUUCGCGUCAUUGACUGGUUUGAUUAACUUAAUGAUGAGGUUUAUGGUUCUGAACAUUUUUUGGGGUGUUUUAAUGAACACGCACCAAUUAACCAAACAAUGGUUCGUGGCAAUCAGGUGCCUGACAUGACGGAACAGUGUCAACGGACAGGAAAGCAUGAAGUAGUUUGAAAAAUCUCGCCCACGGAAACGAUCGAUCUGCGACCGUUGUCAUGUUGAUAUCGGUUGCUCACGAGUUCGGGGCGGAAGUGCGUCUACGUCUCAGUGAACGAGUGAUAGAUUUGCAUGUCGAAGUGUCCGCAAUACUAGCCUUCUAAGCUACGCGUAUCCACAAGUAAAAAACAUAUGAGGAUCUAAGUCUGUGUAGCUUGAACAAUACAAAACCGUUUUUCACAUACGUUUUCUGACGAAGGUCAUGGAAGAGGCACCUCGGUGUUGUUGAAAAUAAUUGUUUGGUUAAAUUUUAUUCUUGGCUUGAAUUUUAUUUCCCUUUGUUUCAAACUAAUUAUCAAGCAUCAACAAACCAAAAACAGGAAACUAAGUUUGAAACCUACCAGGACAAAAUUUAACUACAAGAAAAAUUACACCAACCCAACCAAAAAAUGUUCCUGGAACAAGAAGGAUUCAUGAGAAGUAGAACGCAUGCACGUGAAUGUCGUCGAGCUCAAAAUCACAGGAUACCCAUACAACACACCAAACACAGGGACCCUGUCCAAUGCGCUCACAACAGGUUUCUUCAUUGCUAAAUUUCCAGUAUUUGUUUCUUCUCUAAUUGGACUCCGCCUGUGCUUUACUGAAUUUCUUUUCAGAGAAUCGCCAAUUUUAUCUCUUUUCCUUGAGUUUUUUUUUUAGCGGGGUUUGAAUGGUCAACUGCUCAGCGUUCCACUCCACACAUGCCAGUAUUGGCCCAGUGAUGUGAACACUCCAUAGCACGGUCGUAGCAGAGAGAGGCGUCAAAUUGGUUUGCAACGGAAGUACUGUAGAGCCACUCGAUACCACCUUAAAGUAGACGUUUAACACCCACAAGAUGAAACAUAACGGAUACAGGAAUAUCAAAAUAGUCUGGCGUCCAGAAAGACAGGCAUUUUAUUCUCUAAUUUCGCGCCAUACUGAAUACAUUGACGCUUAUCAUUCUGGUUUUUGAUUGCUGAAUUCCUCUCCACAGAUGCCAGUACCUUCCCAGUAAUGUAUUCACUCAGUAGUACAGUCACCGCGGUGAGAGGCUCCGACGUUAAAUUGGUUUGCAAAGGAAGUAAUGUACAACCACUCGAUACCGAUUUUAUGUGGAAGUUUAACACCGAGACAGUAGAGAAUAAAAAAAACAGGAAUACCAAAGUAACCUGGCUUCCAGGAAAACGUGCAAAGUAUUCUCUAGAUAUCUUAAAUGUAUCAGAGAAAGAUGUCGGUGACUAUCGUUGCAUUGCCCAAGUUCAUAACUUAGGCAAAACCGACAAAGCCGAAGCUUCAAUAAAGCUGCGUUUAUAUGAAAGCAGUAAGUAUAACUUUUUUACCUUCGCUAGAUUUAUAAGUAAGAGCAAAUUUUGUGUAAAUGUAAAGUGUAUUAGGUCUUUGUUUUUGGUAGAAAAGCAACCUCUUGAGACCAGACUAUGUUUAAAGUGGACGUUUGCAAGAGUUUGAAGACAGUUUUUUAAAAUAAACGUUAUCCAAAGAGAGGCCGAUGAAUGUUCACUUAAGACUUAAACGGGAUCAGAAACAAAACGGCGCAUUAAAGUAUCUGAUACCCAGGUGGGCCCAGUUGUUCAAAGGCCGAUUAGCACCUUAACCCAGGCUUAAAUUUGACCCGAGUUUCUUUUUCUUUGUGGUUCAAAAGCAUUUUUUCGGAUAAUUUUCUCUGUUAUUUUUAAGAGCAUCCAAUCAUCAACUUGUUGAUAAAAAGAAUUAAGCUAAAGUUACUUUUUAAGCUUUCAUAUCUGACUUCAAAUUUUGCACUAACCCUGGGUUAUCGUAAUCCAGCUUUGAACAACCCGGCCCAAGAUAAUAACGUGCAAAAUUCUCUUCGUUUAUUCAAUGAAGUUAUUAGAGAGCUCUACCCCUUCCCUAAGAUAACAUUGACACUUCCUUCUCACGAAGGGCCAAAUGAUGGCUUAGGGGAGGGGUAGGUGGGCAGUUUCUCAGAAACCUAAAUUCUUCCUACUUUCUUACAGUACUGAACCUCAAAGCAUCGCCACCAAAUGUCAUCAUUGAAGAAGGGCGCACUGCGCCCCUGCAAUGUGAAGUCAUGUGCUCCGAAGCAAUGGACGUAUGGACGUUCUGGCUUUUCAACGGCAAAAUGAUUGAAGCUAGACCAUUUCAUACAGGAAACGAGUAUGAUUUAAGUAACACAGUCACAAACAUCUCAACGUUGGUACUAAAGAAUGCCAUGCUAUCACAGACUGGCGUAUACACGUGCGGUGCUAAUUCCACUGGCCUUAUAAAAACACAGAAUAUAACCGUGACAGUGACAGACUUGGAAGGUCCAACUCUAGUGCAAACCAAAUCGAAUAUAGACGCUGUUGACGGCGAAAAUAUAACGCUAAGUUGCAAUGCAGUGUACCCGGAAGCGUUUUUUGUCGACACGUUUUGGAUUUUUAACGGCAGCCGGAUAAACAGUAACGACAAGUAUAAAGAAAAAAACACUUCCCCUUGGUUGGAACAAUCAGAACAGAGCGUAAAGAGAAUGAAGAUUGGAUUGACUAUUUAUAACGUUGGACUGAACGACAGCGGCGAGUAUAUAUGUGCUCUUAACACCUCACUUAGUUUACAGCUGAAAAACGUCAGUGUUAAGGUCAGGAGGAGACUAGGUAAGAACCGAUCGGAGGUCCAAACGCAGUCAAACUCUUUUGCUCAAACGUUGUGCUUUUGCGUAAGUUUCACUUGACAGAUGGUCAAAACACGCGUUAUCAGUUUACUCGGGGAAGAAGGUCGAAACGAGCGUGAUCAAAUUGCGUUUUGUUCAUUCAAUUCAUUCUUACUGCUCUCUCCUCCGCAGAGCCCUCUUUGCAUCGCAGGGAGGGCUGGAGAGAGGGAAAAAGAAAGCGCGCGGGGACGUCCCCCGCGCUUUCUGUUUUUCGAUUUUAUUGGGAUGCCCAGUGGGAGGCUAUGCGGAGGAGAGAGUUCUUAGCGGAAGUCUAAACGAAUGCUGGCCACAUACAUGCGACGCAUGCGUAUUAAAAAACAACCUGGAGAUUAGGAUUGGGGGUUCCUAUCGUCGCCCGGAAUUAUUUUUUGGGCUAUUUAUAGAUUCAACUUUUGCAACAAAAAACUCUUAGCCAAUCCAAGAAGUCCAACUUUUUUAGUAAGGGGAAUAAGACAGGCUAAGUAUCCAGUGAAAAAGUUUAACGAGUUAAGGUACCUUAAGACCGAAGAAGAAGGAGAGUCUGUUUUAAAGCAUCGUCUGUCAUUUUGGAUUGUGAAGACCUUUGUCGCGUGAACAGGAACUAAUUUUGAAAGAAUGAAAGAUGGCAAAUUUUAAGCUUGGUGAACAAAUGUGAAGAUGACAUAAUCGGCAUGUAACGAGCCUGGGACAAAGAAGAAAAUCUGAGUCCCAGACAGGACUCGACCCUAUGACCUCCCAAACACCGGGCGGGCGCUCUAUCCACUGAGCUACGGAGAACUCAUGGAGAGAGAGGCCAUAUACUGGGUUCAAAAAAGAGGAAACGAAUUGAAGACUAACUCGCUGUGAAACUAAUGGUACACGAUCGACGCUUCGAUCCUGGGUGAUGGGCUCUUGAUCCCUUUAAAAAAGAUACAUUUUUUUUACUAAUAACCUUUUUGGAAACGAAACAGCGCUAAAUUUUCUUAGGCCAGUUGAAGGGUACAGCAGCAGUUAAACUGCAUACUCUGUUUAAAGCCAUACUGUAGCUAGACUGAUUUGUGUGGGAAAAAGGCAUGGUACAGUCGACUCCCCAUAACUCAAACCUUCAAGAGAAAUCGAAAAAAGUUCGAGUUAUCGGGAGUUCGAGUUAUUGGGAGCUCGAAGAAAAUAGCCGGGAGUAAGGAAAAAAAAAGAUUUUCACUGCACAGUGAACAUUUUAAUGUUAAGUGAAAAUUUCAAGAUACUUCUAAAUCAGAACCUGAACGUAACGUAACAAAACAUUGCCUAAACAGAGCAUGCGUUUUACUGUUUUGAGAAGAAAAGCUGUUUCAGGUUAGAUUUGUGACAAACAACAUCAGCCUCCACUAGUAAACUAUAUGCCUACAACAAGUCAAUGGGAAAUUAAAAAUUCAAUGUUUCGGUCGCCCGACUUUUUAAGAGUUCAAAACAUGGUUCGAGUUAUCGAGGGUAAAAUUAUAUAGAAAUCGGAUUUGAGGGGAAACAAAAAUUACUUCGAGUUAGCAGGAGGCUCCAUUUUGCGAGGGUUCGAGUUGUCGGGAGUCAACUGUACUUAAAAAGUCCUAAUUAAUUUUCUACUUGCAUGAAUAUUGACGUUUUAGGAACCGAAAUUCCUCCGGAUUUGAGUUCGUCUACUGAAGGGGACAAUGGGAAUGGAGAUGUGCUUCAAACCAGUCUGUGUAUUGGUCUGGGUGUCUUUGUGGGAUUAUUGAUGAUCAUAAUGAUUUCUUUGACGCUAUGGAGAAGGUCAAGACCUAGACCUCCACAAUCAAGUAAGCAAAUAUAA
This is a messenger RNA of Porites lobata, 5111 nucleotides long. The record is from the annotation of a GenBank genome assembly. NCBI's taxonomy places the organism in Eukaryota, Metazoa, Cnidaria, Anthozoa, Scleractinia, Poritidae.